AUGAAGUUCAUCUAUGUACUAUCUUCUGCUUCUAUAGCUACUGCCUAUUGUGGCGUCAAGCUCCAGAAUCUCGUCACGUUCGGCGAUAGCAUCACAGACGAAGGCCGCCUCAACUACAUCGUUACCAAUGGCAAGCUGCCACCUCCUGGGACCCUCCUUCCCGAGAGCCGCGAGACAGCCAGUGGUGGCUACUCGUGGCCACGCUUCGUCCAACAAAAGACAGGCGCUAAGACUGAUCUCGACUUCGACCUCUACAAUGGUGGCCGCCACGCUGAUAAUACUGUCUAUACCCUAUGGGUUGGAACGAACGACAUUGGUGAGGGCGGGUUUAUGAAGGACAAAAAUGUUCCAGGAACAACCUUGUCCGACUAUGUGGACUGCAAUUGGGAAGUGUUUGAUGCCGUCUACAAAACCGGCGGUCGACACUUUGUGCUCUCAAAGGUCUUCCCACUCGACCAGUCGCCCCUUUAUAACCCGCAGGAGCGAGGCGGUCUAGAAGCGCCCUCGUUCUGGCCCGAUAAGGCUACGACCAACGCGACUCAGUACUACCACAAACUGAUAGAGUACUCGACCAGCAUCAAUACCAUGUUCGCCUACGGUGUCCCAUUUCAACUCCUCGUCGAAAAGCGCUGGCCCGGCGCAACAGUCUACAUAUUCGAUGUCCACAAGUUAAUGACAGACGUCCUCGACAACCCUCAGGAGUACCUGGAGGCUCCUGCGAACACUACCGGCGUUUACCACUUUUGCACCAACCCGGACCCUCGCAUCACCGAAGAUUGUAUUGAUAGCGAAGAGUCCCCGACAGUUUCAUGUGGUUUGAUGACCUGCAUCCAUCAGAGAGAAUGGGUAAGAGAUCGCGAUACCCGCCGCGGGGUCACAACCGUUUGGCCCCUGAACCCGCAAGCAGGCCAUUCUCAAUGCUGGGGAAACACCUUGGAUAUCGCCAUUGCCAUGCUAGAAACCGAGAGACUCAGCACCGAUUACGCGUACGGAGAUAACAAGUCCAACGAUGCAGCCAACUUUGGUCUCUUCAAGCAGAAUUGGGGUAUGCUCCGCGUGUGCGGAUCCCGCGGUGGCUUCAAGGGCCAGAGUGAAAGCCAGUGGAAUAAUGGCAAUCGACUCAACUGGGACAUCUACGCGGACGUCGCAGCCAGAUGGGAUUGCCAGAAUUACUAUGGGUACGAAAAGUGGUUUGCUGGUCACCGUAAUGGCGCAACCGGGUUGAAUAAUCCAAAUACGGACGAUAUCAGAUUUUACAGAACCUCUGUUGAAUGGAUCCAACAGCAAAUUGAUUCUCAGCAAAAGUACAGGUCUGAUGAUACCCGUUUCUGGGUUGAUGUUACGCCGAUCUAA
Parascedosporium putredinis is the source of this 1353-nucleotide messenger RNA. The record is from the annotation of a GenBank genome assembly. NCBI's taxonomy places the organism in Eukaryota, Fungi, Ascomycota, Sordariomycetes, Microascales, Microascaceae.